UUUUUUUCAAAUUGGUCUCAACAAAUUUCGCUACUGCUCUCCCGAAACCCUCGUCAACUCAUCCGGCGACAACACACGGCGGCGACAAGCAUGAAAGUGGUGGCGUUGGUCAGCGGCGGCAAGGACAGUACCUAUGCAAUGAUGAAAUGCGAGCACUAUGGCCACCAGAUAGUGGCGCUGGCUAAUUUGAUGCCGGUUGAUGAAGCUCAAGAUGAGCUUGAUAGUUACAUGCAUCAUGGCCUUAGCUACAAUAUGACCCCUGGGGAUGAGGUUGAAGACAUGUUUAUCCUUCUAAAAGAAGUAAAGCGGCAGAUACCAUCUGUAAAUGCAGUCUCAUCAGGUGCAAUUGCGUCUGACUAUCAAAGGCUGCGUGUCGAAAGUGUAUGUUCAAGGUUAGGGCUUGUCUCGUUGGCAUAUUUGUGGAAGCAAGAUCAGUCAUUGCUCCUUCGCCAAAUGAUACAAAGUGAGAUUAUUGCAAUCACGGUCAAGGUUGCAGCCAUUGGGUUGGACCCUUCAAAGCACUUGGGAAAGGAAAUAGCACAGUUGGAGUGCCACCUUCACAAGCUGAAAGGCUUAUAUGGGAUAAAUGUAUGUGGUGAAGGAGGAGAAUAUGAAACACUAACUCUUGACUGCCCCCUCUUCAAAAAUGCUCGAGUUGUGCUUGAUAAAUCUCAAGUUAUCUUACAUUCAUCAGAUCAAAUAGCUCCUGUAGGUGUACUUCAUCCCCUGGAAUAUCAUUUGGAGAAGAAGUCGGUUUCAUUAUCUAACGACAAAAGUAAUGAAUUAUCCGUUGGAGAAUUUGGUUCAGUAUGUGAAGUGUUGGGGGAUUGCUUGGGUAUUGUUGAAGCCCCAUGCAAGAAAAAUGAUGUAAAUUGUCACUUAGCAUUAGAUACAAAACGAGAACUUCACAUCUCAAAAUCUAGGAUGAAUGGGACUUUUUCGAUUGCUUGCUGGCUGCCAGAUGGCUCUCAGACCUCAGCAGAUGUGAGGGAAGACCUCGAGGUGGUUUUAACAAAAAUUGAGGUGCUGCUUAAUGAACAUGAUUGCUCCUGGGAGAAUGUUCUCUAUAUACAUCUAUAUAUUGCUGAUAUGAAUGAGUUUGCACCAGCAAAUGAUCAAUAUUUGAAAUUUAUUACACACGAGAAGUGUCGGUUUGGUGUGCCAUCACGUUCUACAAUAGAACUUCCUCUGCUGCAAGCUGGUUUGGGGAGAGUGUAUAUUGAAAUCUUGUUUUCGAAGGAUAAUACUAAAAAUGUUUUGCAUGUUCAAAGUAUUUCCGAGUGGGCUCCUAGUUGUAUUGGCCCAUACAGUCAGGCAACCUUGCAUACGAACGUUUUGCAUAUGGCUGGCCAAUUGGGACUUGACCCGCCAACAAUGUUGCUCCGUGAAGGGGGUCCCGCAUUAGAGUUUCAACAAGCAUUAGCGAAUGCAGAGGCUGUUGCAAAAUGUUUCAACUGCUCGAUAUCGACAUCUGCUGUUGCUCUCAUCAUUUACUGUUCGAAAUCUUUGAGUCCUACUGAUAGAGCAUGCAUCGAGAAUCAGAAGAACGUUAGUCUUGCAGAAAUGAAGUUGCAGUCAUUAAGUGGAAGCCAUUCCAGAGUGCCUGCGUUGGCCGAUCCUGUUGUUUUAUACAUUCUUGUUCCGGAUCUACCCAAAAGCUCUCCUUCGUGCCAACAACAUAUUCGAGUUUCACGAAAAAAUUCCGACGAUAAGGCUUCCAAUUUUCCGGUCAAAGCUCGUAGAUCUACAAAUUUUAUCCGGCUCUUUCGCAAAUUCCCGGUGACUCGCUUUGACCCACGUGAAUCCGAAGUUGGCCGGCGGCGGGUGGCAGUUGGACCCGCCGGCGGCGGCGAGUGGCGGUUGAGACACAAUUGCAACACUUAUGAAAGAGCUGUAGUGGAAGUAAAACCCCUGCUUUACAAUAGGGAGAAUCUGGAGACUCCAACAGGUUCCACCAAAAAAGUUGUUUGCACGAGACAAGCAUACUGGGGAUUUCAGCCUGAAAGCUGGCAUAACGAUUGUCUGCAGAAAUGUACCGUUAGCGGAAGAAUAUGUGUAGCUGUCGUGUCCAUCACAAAGGAAAUAGCAACAAAGAUCUGUUCCGACAAUAUUAGCAACGAGCCAACUAAUCAAGUGAAUACUGAUAAGCAAUUGUCAAAGAUGGCAGAAUUUUGCAUCUAUCUUCUUGAUAGUGUUCUUCUAGAAGAUGAUAUUUCUUGGGAUGAUGUGCUGAAUUUGCGGAUCUAUUUCACGGCAAGUCCUCACGCCAGCCAUGGACUACUUUCGAAAAUCUUCACCAAUGCAUUCAAUGAAUUUGGCGAGAUGAGCAAAAGAAUCGACAGUAAUGAUAAAGGGCCGAUAUUCAACCUUGUUCCCGUCUUGGGUGCUGGGAUGUCUCUAACAUCCAUGGACGAAAGUAUAUUUACAUGGCAAAAAUCGAUCAGCAAGUCGAUGGGCAACAUCGUCAAGCUCCUUGAGUCGUCCCUCGUCAAGACCAUCACGCUAGAUUCUGAAUCUCACAAAGGGCUCGAACCCGAAUUCGAGCAACUAUUAUUGGUCAAGGGUGCCGCCAUCAAGCGCGAGAAGGUGACGGAUAACAUGAACUGUAUGGGCCCCACCUGCUUGUCCGAUCAAGCCAUCGGCUUCACAAACUGGAAGAGCGGUUGUGGACGUCGCCCUUACCUACGACGUUGUUGCGUGUUUGUUCCGUGGUUCGAAAGUGACAAACUUAAUUGA
Striga asiatica is the source of this 2736-nucleotide messenger RNA. Lineage: Eukaryota; Viridiplantae; Streptophyta; Magnoliopsida; Lamiales; Orobanchaceae. The record is from the annotation of a GenBank genome assembly.